UUUGUAUGCAUAUGUGUUAUUGUUUAUUUUUUCCAGGUGAAUUGGUUAUUUGCCACAGCAGCAGCCUAAUGAUCAAUGACUAGAUUUACUUGUGUGGCCUCGGGGCAGAAAGUAGCUGCUGGGCCCCUGUUGACCACACACCCAACAAAUCUGACCCAGGAUUCAAUUCUAACUUUUAAUACUCGGAAAGUACUAACUUCUUUGCAGACUCAAUACCUAGCCUGAAUACUAACUGGCCACAUGAAUGUGUGUUGUGUAGGCCGGUGACAUUGGCACCAUCUGCCCUGAAACUGACUCGUUGCUCACGUAAGUGGUCAGGCAGCAUGUUUCCUCUCUGAAGUUAGCCAGUGUUGAUCACUGAAAGAGUUGACUCUCCCUUUUUGUUUCUACUUGCUUGUGAGGACUGGUCCCAGUGUGCUGCAGUACUAAAACCAAUAGAACAUUCAUUCAACAGAAACGAGGAACUUCAUAUAAUUUGGAAACAUUUUGAUGGAGGCCAUGAAAUAAAAAAUGUGCACAUUUACAGAAGAUAUCUUGAAAUCCCAGUGCAUCAAACGCCAUGAUGUCCCUCAAUGACUUGUGAAGCAGGAAGUGUUUGUUUCUGCGGCUCCUUUAAGAACCAGGAAGCAGCGCAUUUGUUACCAGGACGACAAGCAAUGACACAACUCCGGCUCGUCUGCAGCAGUGGGUGUUUGCAAACUCGCAGUGAGAAUUGAACUACCACCAUGACAAACAACUGGUUUUGCACAGUGCAGGUGAACAGAGUGCAUUUUAUUUUAGUCACUAAAUUGAUUUAAAACGAACCAGCUGCUCCACGACGGACAUUGAACAAAAUAAUCAGAGUAUGGAACGUACUGUUUAAAAAAAAAAAGCCAAAAUGAGCAACAAAUCAACAAACGUGUCUGAGGUGGAGGACCACAUUUCUCUGAAGUAUGACAUCAAGAAGAGACUUGGAAAAGGGGCCUAUGGCAUCGUAUGGAAAGCAGUUGACAGACAGACGGGAGAGAUCGUGGCUGUGAAGAAGAUCUUUGAUGCCUUCAGGAACAGGACAGAUGCCCAGCGGACAUUCAGGGAAAUCAUGUUCCUCCAGGAGUUUGGCGAUCAUCCCAACAUCGUCCGACUUCUGGACGUCGUCAGAGCUCAAAAUGACAAAGACAUAUACCUCAUCUUUGAAUAUAUGGAUACCGACCUGCAUGCAGUGAUAAAGAAAGGCACCCUACUGAAGGACAUCCACAAACGUUAUGUGAUGUACCAGCUCCUCAAAGCCAUCAAAUACCUGCAUUCAGGAAAUGUUAUCCACAGGGACCAAAAGCCAUCCAAUGUGCUGCUGGACACUGACUGUGUAGUCAAGCUGUGUGAUUUCGGCUUGGCCCGAUCCCUCAAUCAGAUCAAAGAGGACAGCGGGAAUCCAGCACUGACGGAGUACGUGGCGACGCGGUGGUACCGAGCUCCUGAGAUCCUGCUGGGAUCCACGAGGUACACUAAAGGUGUGGACAUGUGGAGCCUCGGCUGUAUCCUGGGAGAGAUGCUGCUGGGAAAAGCCCUGUUCCCCGGGACAUCCACCAUCAACCAGAUAGAGAAGAUCAUGAGCGCCAUACCACACCCCAGCCCAGAAGAUAUUCUCGCAAUCAAGUCUGAAUACGGAUCCUCUGUCAUUCAGAAAAUGUUACUGAAACCACAGGUGCCUUUGGAGGAUCUUCUCCAGCCCACUGUGUCUCCUGAUGCUCUGGACCUGUUGAGAGGUUUGCUAGUUUUCAACCCAGACAAGCGGCUGACUGCUGAGCAAGCCCUCCAACACCCCUAUGUAGCCAGGUUUCAUAAUCCAGCCAAGGAGCCAGCUCUUAACUAUGAUGUCGUGCUAACAGUGGAUGAUGAUGUACAAUUAUCUGUGGUUCAGUACCGCAACCAACUUUAUGAGAUGAUGCUGGAGAGGAGAACUAAUCAGGGGGUGCUAAGGCUGAUCCACCCAAAAGAUGGAGGCUGUGUCAGUAUCACUGAGAAGACCAAAGUGAAGGAUGGAGUAGAGAAGGGCGCAGUGGCAGCGGAUGGGGAGGAAGACCAUGAGGGGAAAACACAACAUGAAAUGACUGAAGAGACAAACCACGAGCCUUCACAUGCAGGCGUCACUAAACCUGGAACUGUGGAUGUGUCAGCUCCUCCUGCUGUAGAGAAGACGAGUCCGUUAUCUGGCCCUUGCUUGGGAAAACUCACAUAUAACCCCAUCACACAUGCCCCAAAUGGUUUUGUUCAGAGUCCAACUGGUCCUCCUCAUUGCUACCCCUCCACUGCAGCCAGCAGGAAACUAAUGGGACAGACCAGUAAUGGAGGUGCAACAUCACCCACAGAGGGCGCCAACACUAAUGUAUCCAUGGACCAGAUUCUCCAGCGUGGUCGCUCAGCCAAUGUGGCCCAUAACCGCUCCUUCUCCUUGACCCUAAACCAAACCCACAACAACCCGCUGGUUCGCAAGGAUGAGCCGUCCCUGUCCUCUGGGCUGUGCGUCACAUCGGCACGCCUGAACCAGCGCUCCAACUCUCAGGUUCGAGAGGCUCGCCCACCGACACGGUUCAGCAAGAAAGUAUUUCAGAGUAACUGUAACGUGGCAGCUGCAGGCGACCCUCGAGCCAAACUUGGCAGCUAUUCCCAGGCCUAUGGUACCAUCAACAAGACUGAUCUAGACAAUCUGCUUCGAAGACGCCCUUACAACCAGUAAUUGCUGUCAUGUCAGCGGUAACAAAGGGGCCAAACGAACUCACAUAAGAUUUGCCUUCCACAAGGAUGUUAGACACGAGGCAAGCUGAAAGAGAACUUGUCAAAUUACAUGAUUUUUCAUGUUAAUCUAUGUAGCUAAUGAGCUACAGGCUAAAUGGUUUAUGCCCAUUAAGCCUGAUGGUUUCUGAUGGACACAUGAUAAUUGUAAAAUAUGCAAAUAGGUGUUUGAAAUUGAUUGAUGCAAUAAUAAAUAGUUUUUCAUGUGAAUGCAGCAGCAAUAAGCCUACUUGUUCCUAUAAUGUGUACAGAAAGAAAAACAUUAGUGUUUCUUGAACCCAGUUUGUAAUGUUUAACAGACAUGGAUGAAUGUGGCAAUAAACCACCACAACGUUUAAUAAUAAUAAACAGAGGUGGAAAUACUCA
Messenger RNA from Anarrhichthys ocellatus (wolf-eel), 3135 nucleotides. It is a transcript of the gene mapk15, whose product is annotated as mitogen-activated protein kinase 15. Gene Ontology annotation, molecular function: ATP binding; MAP kinase activity. The record is from RefSeq and is a predicted model, not a curated record. The transcript is spliced from 15 exons. NCBI's taxonomy places the organism in Eukaryota, Metazoa, Chordata, Actinopteri, Perciformes, Anarhichadidae. The coding region runs from base 878 to 2713 and encodes 611 amino acids. Gene Ontology annotation, biological process: protein phosphorylation.